UCAAUCGUACAACAAACGUCUCUAGGCAAAGUUUGAAGUCUAAUAGAGAAUGGCUUCUUCGAAUUCGGAUUUUUAUACAGUGGAAGUGGGUGACACAAAUUUUACGGUGCCUCUGCGUUAUCAGAAUCUCAUGCCUAUUGGCACUGGAGCCCAGGGUGUGGUUUGCUCAGCACUGGAUGCCAGAACCAAAAGAGAUGUGGCCAUCAAAAAGUUGGCCAAACCCUUUCAAAAUGUCAUUCAUGCCAAGAGGGCCUUUCGCGAAUUGAAGCUUAUGAAGGUGGUCAAUCACAAAAAUAUCAUUGGCCUCAUCGAUGUGUUCACUCCAAAUCAAAGCCUGCCCGAGUUUGAGGAAGUCUAUCUGGUUAUGGAACUCAUGGAUGCCAAUUUGUGUGCCAUUGUCAAUAUGGGCCUGGAUCAUGAUCGCCUGUCCUAUCUCAUCUACCAAAUGUUGUGUGGCAUACGCCACUUACACUCGGCGGGGAUUAUACAUCGCGAUUUGAAGCCCUCCAACAUUGUGGUCAAGGCCAAUUGUCAGCUAAAGAUUCUGGAUUUCGGCCUGGCCCGAACCAAUUGUGGCCCCAAACUCAUGAUGACCCCCUAUGUGGUCACACGCUACUACAGAGCUCCGGAGGUUAUUUUGGGCAUGCGUUAUCAGGAGAAUGUUGAUAUCUGGUCGGUGGGCUGCAUAAUGGGUGAGUUGAUACGCGGCAGUGUUUUGUUUCGUGGCAACGAUCACAUUGACCAAUGGAAUAAAAUCAUUGAACAAAUUGGCACCCCCCCCAAGGAGUUCUUUCAGGACCUCAUGCCAAGUGUUCGACAAUAUGUCGAAGGUUUGGCCCGAGUUGAGGGCUAUCCCAUAGAUCGCUUAUUUCCCGAUGCUCUUUUUCAACGUAAUGAGGAAGUCUACGAUGAGGAGAAGCAAAUGAAGUCGGAUGAGGCAAGAGAUUUGUUGGCCCGCAUGCUAACCAUUGAUCCGAAAAAUCGCAUAUCCGUCGAGGAGGCUCUUAGGCAUAGCUACAUCAGUACUUGGUACGAGGAGGAAGAGGCCAAUGGCCCCAAACCUCAAACCUAUGAUCAUAGUCUUGAUGAGGCCGAACACACUAUGGACGAGUGGAAGGAAAUGAUUUUUGCCGAAGUCAUGGAGUCAUCAACACAAAGGUAGAACUAAGCUUCCGGAAUAAUUUUAAACAAAUGAUCUCUAAUAAAAAAAAAAAAAAAAAUAUGAAUGUAAAUGUGAAUGAUAAAAAAUUUUUAUAUAUUGGGUUGCCCAAAAAGUAAUUGCGGAUUUUUUAA
This is a messenger RNA of Stomoxys calcitrans (stable fly), 1293 nucleotides long. Its product is annotated as stress-activated protein kinase JNK. Gene Ontology annotation, biological process: JNK cascade; protein phosphorylation. The coding region runs from base 50 to 1162 and encodes 370 amino acids. Gene Ontology annotation, molecular function: ATP binding; JUN kinase activity. The record is from RefSeq and is a predicted model, not a curated record. Lineage: Eukaryota; Metazoa; Arthropoda; Insecta; Diptera; Muscidae. The transcript has a single exon. Gene Ontology annotation, cellular component: cytoplasm; nucleus.